Euleptes europaea (tarantolino) is the source of this 1632-nucleotide messenger RNA. Its product is annotated as zinc finger protein 124-like. The coding region runs from base 1 to 1632 and encodes 543 amino acids. Lineage: Eukaryota; Metazoa; Chordata; Lepidosauria; Squamata; Sphaerodactylidae. The transcript is spliced from 7 exons. The record is from RefSeq and is a predicted model, not a curated record. Gene Ontology annotation, biological process: regulation of transcription by RNA polymerase II. Gene Ontology annotation, molecular function: DNA-binding transcription factor activity, RNA polymerase II-specific; RNA polymerase II cis-regulatory region sequence-specific DNA binding.
AUGGAAGAGCAGGACCAGGAAGGACCUGGACCUGGCAAGAGAGCAAGGAAAGGUCCCCAGCCCAUCCAAGCUGGGAGUGGCAUUGAAUCCUGGGAGAGAGCUGUGCCAGAGAUCUGGGAUCAGGAGCCCUUGAACUCAGAAGUAUUUUGCCAACGUUUCCGGCAGUUCCGCUUCUACGAGGCCGAUGGGCCCCGAGAGGUUUGCAGCCAGCUCCAUGGACUUUGCAACCACUGGCUGAAGCCAGAGAGACACACCAAGAAGCAGAUUCUGGACCUGGUGAUCCUGGAGCAGUUCCUGACCCUCCUUCCCCAGGAAAUGCAGCGCUGGGUUAGAGGAUGCAGGCCGGAGACCAGUUCCCAAGCGGUGGCCCUGGCCGAAGGCUUCCUUCUGAGUCAGGCAGAGGAGAAGAGGCAGGCAGAAAAGAGGUGGGGUCCAUCCGUGAAGAUGGAAGCUAAGUUCUGUGAGAUGGAAAGGGCUCUGUCGGAGGAAGGGCAGCAAGCCCGAGCCCAGGAGUGUGCCCAAGAUGCCAUCUCAUGCGGCAGUGAAGAGACAGUGUUGAUCCAUUCUCUUUGCAGAGGUGUGGAGACAGCUGCUGCUCCUCCAGUGCAGUCUCCAGUUUCCUUUGAGGAGGUGGCCGUGUAUUUCACUGAGGCAGAGUGGGCCCUGCUGGAUCCGAACCAAAGAGAUCUCUACGAGGAAGUUAUGCUUGAGAACUACAGGAGUGUGGCCUCUGUGGCAGGGAAUGAUCAGUGGAAUGAGGGUGAUGAGGAAGUGCAUCAGGUAUUGCCAGAUAAAGUGAAGAAUGAAUAUUUGAAAGGAAACUUCAAGAAUCGUGGCAGACAGAAGAGGCAGAAAGGAAGUCACAUGGUCGAGAAGAGGGAUAAACCCAUUCCUGGCCAAGAGCAGGAUUUCCAUGAACUAAUCCACAAGGUGGCGGUGGCAUGCAAGUGCUUGGAGUGCAGAAUGAACUUCUCAGAUCAAGCCCAAUACAAGAUCCAUUUGCAAAUGCAUAGUGGAAAGAAGACUCAUCAAUGCUUGGAGUGUUGCAAGAGCUUCCUUCGCAGAGCAGAGCUCCUUAGACAUCAAAGAACACAUAAACCUUAUAGCUGCUCAGACUGUGGCAAGAGCUUCUCACAGAAAUUAGACCUUUUUCAACACACAAGAACUCAUUCAGGAGAGAAGCCAUUAAUCUGCAUGAAAAAUGGAAGGGUGUACUCUUGUGGAAGAAAGGGAAAUGCAUUUUUCCGAAAGCCUAGAGUAAUGGGGGCACAUAAAUGCUUUCCUUGUGGAAAGUACUUCAGAUGCAGAUCACACCUCCUUGUGCACCAAAGAGUACACACAGGAGAGAAACCAUUUGAAUGCUCAGAGUGUGGAAAGAGAUUCAAAUGCAGUGGCAAUCUUCAAAUUCAUGUAAGAACCCACACAGGGGAGAAACCUUUUGAAUGCUCAGAGUGUGGAAAGAAAUUCAGUCAGAAUAGCACUCUUAAAGAGCAUCAAAGAACGCACACAGGGGAGAAACCUUUUGAAUGCUCAGUGUGUGGAAAGAGAUUCAACAGCAGUGGCCACAUGUUGCUAUCUGUCCCUCUCCCUGCCCUGGCAGGGACAAGCCUCUCCUCACAGCCAAGUGAGUAA